Molecule: messenger RNA, 366 nt
Organism: Trichophyton benhamiae CBS 112371
Lineage: Eukaryota; Fungi; Ascomycota; Eurotiomycetes; Onygenales; Arthrodermataceae
Exons: 1
Coding region: 1-366 (121 amino acids)
Source: RefSeq, a predicted model, not a curated record
AUGGACGCCGUCGAAUGCUUGCUUUUUUCUUCUACUUUUGUCUUCUUUCUCUUCUCUUCUUCUUCUCUUCUUCUUCGUGCUCCUCGAGUUCGUCUGUACUCUUCUGGAGCCCUCAUUUUUGAGUCUCUGCUUGCUGACCAUGCAUGGCACCUCUAUAUCGAAUACUGUGAACUGUGGACUGCAUCUCAAAAAGAGAUAGAUAGAAUGCACUUGCUAAGGACAGGGACAGGGACAGGGCAUCAGAUACGAGCCCCAGGCGGUUCCGAGCGUGAGGUUACCAGCCCCAGUCCUCAACGGCUCUCUCGAUAUCUCUCUCAUACGGGAGGGGAGUACUUCAUCACUUCUGGCUAUAUCAAGUCUCAAUAA